Molecule: messenger RNA, 1416 nt
Organism: Papaver somniferum (opium poppy)
Lineage: Eukaryota; Viridiplantae; Streptophyta; Magnoliopsida; Ranunculales; Papaveraceae
Exons: 2
Coding region: 1-1416 (471 amino acids)
Source: RefSeq, a predicted model, not a curated record
AUGGAUGGUAGUGGUGGUCAAAUGGAUAUUCAAGACAAAGUUGUAUGUGAUGAGGAUCUGAACAUGGAGGAAGUUGAAAAUGGAGCAAGAGGACCAAAUGAAACUCACCAUGCUCCGUCUAUUGAUUCGCAAAUUUGUAACGCAAAUCAGCUAUCUUUAGCUGAUUCUCAUUUCUCUCCAAUGAGGAUUUUGUCAUGGAAUUAUCAAGGAUUCGGCAACCCUACAACCAGAAAUUCACUAUGGAAUUUGAUCAGAGGUCGUGCUGUGGGUAUUUCUUUAAUUUGGAAAACUGGGUUUCAAUGUGAAAUUAUACACAAUACUGAUAAGAUGAUAAAUGUUAUAAUUUCUGAUAAUCCUAGUAAACCUGAAUUUCUAGCCACUUUUCUUUAUGGUUCUGUGUACCAUGAAGAGAAGAUGGAACAAUGGAAAUACAUAGGAGAAAUUGGUGCUAGAAUAGAUCAUCCUUGGGUUAUCAUAGGUUAUCUCAACAUUACUAUGCAUGACCAUGAUAGGUCUACCUACUCCACUCCAACUACAACUGAAUAUCCUGAAAUCCAAACCAUAUUGGAUAACAGUGAUCUCUCUGAUUUAGGAUAUAUUGGUAAUAGGUUUACUUGGAAUAAUAGACAAUAUGGUAAUAACUGCAUAUAUGCUAGAUUGGACAGGGCAUUAGUAAAUGGUCACUGGCUGAAUCACUAUGGUUGUACUCCGGUACAUCAUAUUGACACAAUUGGCAGUGAUCAUAUACCUAUAAUCUUGGAGACUACUUCUGUGUCUUUUCAAGGUAGCAAGCCCUAUAGAUAUUUCAAAUGUUGGGGUAGUGAUCCAUCUGUAAGAGAAGUUAUUAAAAAUGCUUACUCUAAAGAUGUUAGAGGCUCCUCUUCUUUUCAAUUUACUAAUAAGCUGAGAUUUGUUAAACAUGAUUUAAAACUUUGGAAUCAUCAGCCUUUUGGUAAUAUUGAUCAUAAAGUUAGAACUUUUAGCGGUCAACUCCAUUAUCUUAAUAAUCUUCCUCAUUCCUCAAAUAAUGUUGAAUUGAUUAAACAAGUAGAGUUUGACCUAGAACACUGGCAAAAAGUACAAGAGGACUUUUAUGCUCAGAAAUCUAGACAAGAAUUAUUUAAAUCCUUUGACAAAAAUAUUGGGUUUUACCAUAAUUAUGCCAAUAGGAGGAAGUAUUUUAACCAUAUAAGUGCACUUAAAUUGGAUAAUGGGCAGUGGGUUAAUGACAGAGCUGAUCUCGAAACCUUAUUGGUAAACCACUUCAGUUCUAUAGGAACUUGUUCUAAGCCUUCUAGAAAUCUUGAAAUUCUCAAUUGUAUUGAUCCUUUCAUUUCAAAUAGUGAUAAUCAAAAUCUUCUUAGACCAGUUACUAAGCAAGAGAUCAUUGAUACAAUUAACCAAAUGACUCCUUAG